Molecule: messenger RNA, 1544 nt
Organism: Eupeodes corollae
Lineage: Eukaryota; Metazoa; Arthropoda; Insecta; Diptera; Syrphidae
Product: facilitated trehalose transporter Tret1-like
Exons: 5
Coding region: 73-1446 (457 amino acids)
Biological process (GO): transmembrane transport
Cellular component (GO): membrane
Molecular function (GO): transmembrane transporter activity
Source: RefSeq, a predicted model, not a curated record
UUCAACACGAAAGGUUGUUGCUCGCGCUUCUUGUACCGCAACUCAACGUUCUAAAAACAAAAACUCUUAAAUAUGUAUACAACUUAUCAUUUUGGAAAAUAUCGCGUUGUUUUUGUUGCAAUAUGUGCGAACAUGAUGAGUUUUUCCAUUGGAGCCUACAUGGCAUGGGUUUCACCUGUGAUGCCAAAACUGCGUAAUCAGUCUGCAGACAGUCCAUUAAGUUAUAGAGUAACUGCCACACAGGAAGGUUGGAUAAGUUCUAUGGCUUCAAUUGGAGCUUUAGCUGUCCCGUUCUUUGUUGGAUCAUUGGCAAAUACAAUUGGACGAAAAUGGACACUUCUCUUAUUCUCGUCAUUUAUAGCAGUUUCGUACAUAUUUCUAAUACUAACCAACGAUAUCUGGUUCAUAUAUUUAGCACGGUUUUUGCAGGGUUUCGGGGGAGGUGGUGGAGCAGGUGUGAUUCCAAUGUAUAUUGGUGAAAUAGCCACCGACGAUACGCGAGGAGCUCUGGGUUCUCUAAUGACAAUCUUCGUAAUAAGUGGGAAUCUCUAUACUUACAUCAUAGGUCCACAUGUAAGUUACUUGACGUUGCAAUAUUGCUGCAUGGCUGUACCAGUGCUGUUUUUUGUCAUCUUUGUCUUCAUGCCGGAAACACCAUAUCACUACGCCAUUAAAGGACAAGACGCUAAUCUUAUCAAUUCUCUCCGAAUCUUGCGAGGAAAAAGUGACAUUGAUGUUGAACAAGAAAGAAUUAAAAUUCAGAGAGAUGUCGAUGAGUCCAUGUCCAAUAGAAGCCGAAUUAUUGACAUUUUCCGCAACCGUACUUACAGGAAGGCCCUAUUCAUUACAUGUGGUUUGCUAUUUUUCCACGAAAUGAGUGGUGCCAAUGCAGUGACACUCUAUAGUCAAUCGAUUUUCAUGAGUGCUGACUCAUUUUUGGAUCCAGCUUUUGCGACAAUAAUUCUUGGAGUAGUUCAGCUGAUAUCGAAUUUCAUAACUCCAUUUGCCAUUGAACGUGCUGGACGUAAGAAGACUCUAUACAUAUCGUCAGUUGGAAUGGCGGUACCAUUGAUUGCACUUGGAUUGUUCUUUUAUUUAAAAGAAACCAAUGGAUUGAAUAUCAUUUGGCUUCCAAUUCCAGCUUUGAUGCUGUUGAAAGCUUCAUAUGGCUUCGGUUUUGGACCAGUGCCUUGGGCAUUGAUGGGUGAAAUGUUCCCUUCGAAUAUCAAGCCAAAUGCAAUGGCAAUAGCGUGUGCAUUAACUUGGGCAGUUUCUUUUAUUGUUACACGUUGGUUUGCUGAAUUGUAUGUUUUGGGAGCGUUUUAUGUAUUUUGGCUGUUUGGCGGAUUUUGUGUCUUGGCGUUCUUCUUUGUUAAAGUUUUUGUCAUUGAAACUAAGGGAUUGAGUUUACAAAAGAUUCAGGAAAAACUACAAAAACCCAAAUAAUUUGAAAAAUUUCGAAAAAAAAAUGUAUUGUACCUAAUGUUUAAGUAGUUCUUUAAGAUUAUAAUGAGGAUUGACAUUACAAAGAAAGUUUUACUUGA